Molecule: messenger RNA, 2220 nt
Organism: Malaclemys terrapin pileata
Lineage: Eukaryota; Metazoa; Chordata; Testudines; Emydidae
Product: zinc finger protein 189-like
Exons: 5
Coding region: 1-2220 (739 amino acids)
Biological process (GO): regulation of DNA-templated transcription
Source: RefSeq, a predicted model, not a curated record
AUGGGGCGAUGCGGGGAGAUUGUGGGGCUGAGGGGAGCGAGGCUGGAAUUGGGGAAGAUGCUGAGGAAUCACGUCCACGUUUUUCUCCAGAUGGGCCCGUCUUCCAUGAGACAGGGAACGGAAAUGUCUGUGAUGGAGCCAGCUCAGAUGCCGGUGACCUUCGAGGAGGUGGCUGUGUAUUUCACUCAGGGGCAGGGGGCUCUCCUGGACCCUGCUCAGAGAGCCCUCUACAGGGACGUCAUGCAGGAGAACUACGAGACGGUGACCUCACUGGGAUUCCCCCUUCCCAAACCUGAGCUGAUUGCCCGGCUGGAACGAGGGGAGGAGCCCUGGGUGUCCGAUCUCCAAGUCUGCGAGGAAAGAAGGCUUCCGAGAAGCACCCGUACAGGUGCUGAGCGAGGGAGUGAGAAUGAGGCGGGGAAUCAUCAUGAGGAAGUUCCUGGGGAAGUGGAACCGCAGGGGACCUUUGUGGGAAGAGCUGAAGGGAAUUUUUCCCAGUGCUUGGAGCAGGCAGAAGCCUGGGGAAGUUGGCAUAGGUCAGAGAGGCUUCUGGGACACCUCCCAGGGAAGAAAGUGGAUGAAUCUGUUUACGGUGGGGGAGGAGAGGAGGAUCCCAGAGCGCCGCAGACAAAUCCCAAGAAAGAGCCACCCUGGCACUACCUUCAGUCUCUCGAGUGCGGGAAAUGUUUCAUAUCAAAGACACAAAUAAUUAGACAUCAGUUAAGCCACACAGGGGAGAGACCCCACAACUGCUUGGACUGUGGGAAAAGUUUCACAGAGAGGGCAAACCUUUUUCAACAUCAGGCAUUACAAACAGGAGCGAGACCCCACAAGUGCUUGGACUGUGGGAAAAGUUUCAUAAGAAGGUCACACCUUGUUUAUCAUCAGGCAAUCCACACAGGAGAGAGACCCCACAAGUGCUUGGAUUGUGGGAAAAGUUUCAUAGAGCGGUCAAACCUUGUUUAUCAUCAGGCAAUCCACACAGGAGUAAGACCCCACAAGUGCUUGGACUGUGGGAAAAGUUUCAUACAGAGGUCAGACCUUGUUAAACAUCAGGCAUUACACACAGGAGAGAGACCCCACAAGUGCUUGGACUGUGGGAAAAGUUUCAUACAGCGGUCACACCUUGUUACACAUCAGGCAAUCCACACAGGAGAGAGACCCCACAAGUGUGUGGACUGUGGGAAAAGUUUCAUAGAGAGAUCAAACCUUGUUCAACAUCGGGCAAUCCACACAGAAGAAAGACCCCACAAGUGCUUCGACUGUGGGAAAAUUUUCAUACAGAGGGCACACCUUUUUCAACAUCAGGCAAUCCACACAGGAGAGAGACCCCACAAGUGCUUGGACUGUGGGAGAAGUUUCAUAAGAAGGUCACACCUUGUUUAUCAUCAGGCAUUACACACAGGAGACAGACCCCACAAGUGCUUAGACUGUGAAAAAUGUUUCAUAACAAGGUCACAACUAGUUCGCCAUCAGGCAAUCCACACAGGGGUGAGACCACACAGGAACUUGGACUUAGGGGAAAGUUUUAUACAAAGAUCAAACCUUGUUCAACAUCAGGCAAUCCACACAGGAGAGAGACCUCACAAGUGCUUGGACUGUGGGAAAAGUUUCAUACAGAGGGCACACCUUAUUGAACAUCAGGCAAUCCACACAGGAGAGAGGCCUCACAAGUGCUUGGACUGUGGCAAAAGUUUCAUAAAAAAGUCAAAUCUUGUUCAACAUCAGGCAAUCCACACAGGAGAGAAACCCCACAAGUGCUUGGAGUGUGGGAAAAGCUUCCGAAGAAAGUCAAAACUUGUUGAACAUCAUGCAAUCCACACAGGAGAGAGACCCCACAAGUGCUUGGACUGUGGGAAAAGUUUCAUACAAAGAUCUGACCUUGUUAAACAUCAGGCAAUCCACACAGGAGCCAGACCUCACAACUGCUUAGACUGUGGGAAAAGUUUCAUACAAAGGUCCGACCUUGUUAAACAUCAGGCAAUCCACACAGGAGAGAGACCCCACAAGUGCUUGGAGUGUGGGAAAAGCUUCAGAAGAAAGUCAAAACUUGUUCAACAUCAGACAAUCCACACAGGAGAGAAACCUCACAAGUGCUUGGACUGUGGGAAAAGUUUCACAGAAAGGUCAAACCUUCGUAAACAUCAGGCAAUCCACACAGUAGAGAGCCCCACAGGUGCUUGGACUGUGGGAAAAGUUUCAUACAGAGUUCAGAGAUAG